This is a messenger RNA of Cheilinus undulatus (humphead wrasse), 1014 nucleotides long. RefSeq names its product olfactory receptor 146-like. NCBI's taxonomy places the organism in Eukaryota, Metazoa, Chordata, Actinopteri, Labriformes, Labridae. The transcript has 2 exons. Gene Ontology annotation, molecular function: olfactory receptor activity. Gene Ontology annotation, biological process: G protein-coupled receptor signaling pathway. Gene Ontology annotation, cellular component: membrane. The record is from RefSeq and is a predicted model, not a curated record. The coding region runs from base 16 to 1014 and encodes 332 amino acids.
AGACCAGGAUCAGAGAUGUUUACCAGAGCCCAGACCAUGAUCCUGGAUCUACAGGGACUCAUGGUCAGACUGAUGGAGAACUCCUCGUACAACAGCCUCACGCUGCAGCUGGAGGGGCUGAACGCCUCCAAGGGCUCCCUCUACCCCGUCUUCCUCUUCUUCUUCUUCUCCUACCUCAUCAUAAUGUUAGCAAACCUAGGCAUUGUUUUCCUAGUUUUCAUUGAUAAGAACCUUCACCAGCCCAUGUACCUUCUUUUCUGCAACCUUCCCUUUAACGACAUCCUGGGGAAUUCGAUCACGAUGCCUCGUUUGAUGAUGGACAUGUUGCGGCCUCCCUCUGAGCGCCUCAUCAGUUACUAUGAGUGUGUCGUCCAGGCUUUCACCACGCACAUGUAUGGUACCAGCUCCCACACUGUGCUCAUGAUCAUGGCCUUUGAUAGAUACUUAGCCAUCUGUGAUCCUCUGCGCUACGCUUCAGUCAUGACCAACAGGAUGGUGGUGAAGCUGACACUGUCGGCCUGGAGCGCGGCCUUCGUUUUAGUGGGGAUCCUCCUCGGUUUGACCAUUCGGCUGAACCGCUGCAGGACUCUGAUCAUGAACCCGUACUGUGAUAACGCCUCUUUGUUCAAACUGUCCUGUGAGAGCGUUUUCAUCAAUAACGUCUACGGCCUCACCUUCACCGUGGUCCUGUUCACCUCCUCCAUCGGCAGCAUCAUCCUCACCUACACCAAGAUCACUGUGGUCUGUCUGACAGCCAAGAACAAGUCUCUGAACAGUAAAGCCUUAAAGACCUGCAGCACUCACCUGGUAGUGUACCUGGUCAUGCUCAUCAGCGGCUUUUUUGUUAUUAUCAUGCACCGUUUUCCUCAGUAUGCAUACUACAGAAAGUUUGCUGCCAUUCUGUUCCACAUCAUCCCCGGAGGUCUGAACCCCAUCAUUUAUGGCAUUCAGUCCAAAGAGAUCAGGAAGAUGUUACUGAAGUUGUUUGAGUACAGGAAAGUUUUACCGUCUUGA